Messenger RNA from Cephus cinctus (wheat stem sawfly), 1555 nucleotides. It is a transcript of the gene BBS5, whose product is annotated as Bardet-Biedl syndrome 5 protein homolog. NCBI's taxonomy places the organism in Eukaryota, Metazoa, Arthropoda, Insecta, Hymenoptera, Cephidae. The coding region runs from base 272 to 1282 and encodes 336 amino acids. Gene Ontology annotation, biological process: intracellular transport; cilium assembly. The transcript has 8 exons. The record is from RefSeq and is a predicted model, not a curated record. Gene Ontology annotation, cellular component: BBSome; ciliary basal body. Gene Ontology annotation, molecular function: phosphatidylinositol-3-phosphate binding.
UAGCCUUUAGUCUGAAAACAUCUAUAAAGUGCAUAUCUAUUACUUAACAUUAUUAAUUAAUAUCCUUUCUGGGUGAAAUAUUGUAUAAAUAUCGAAGCUCCAAGCGGUCAAAUAAUGUCUGUUGUACAUUCUAGUCGGCAUGACAACUGUAUUGAUUUGAAAUGCUAGAACGUCUUAUCUUACACUAGUUUACACGCUGAUUGCGGCCUAACCAGAAUCAUAUUCUAUUACUCAUUAUUCUAUAUGAAAUUUGGAUUAAAAAGCAAUCAUAAUGUGGCAAGAUAAUGAAGUUAGAUUCGACGUACCUUUCUCACAAAUACAAUUUCGAGUCGGUGAGCUUCUUAUUGACAGACUAGACAUGAUUGAGGAUACAAAAGGCAACAAUGGUGAUAUUGGGCGAUUGUUGGUAACAAAUUUACGAAUUGUCUGGCACUCCGUCUCUCUGCCUCGGAUUAAUUUAAGCAUUGGAUACAAUACUUUUGUCACUGCCACAACAAAAAUAGUUAAUUCGAUUCACGGGGGCCAAACUCAAGCUCUUCACAUUUUGACAUCAUUUCAAAAUUGCAGAUACGAAUUUAUUUUCACCAAUCAAAUGCCAAAAUGUUCACGACACUAUACAUCCGUCAUUGGAGUUUACAGGGCAUACAUAUCUUCAAAAAUCUACAGGGAAGUUAAAUUACGAGUAAGAAUAAUACAGGAAGGUAGAUUAAUAUUAUUGCCACAAGAAAAAGUGCAUACAAAAUUGCCAGGAGUAUGGAAUUUGUCUACCGAGCAGGGAAACGUCGGUACCUUUAUAGUAACAAAUAUAAGACUUGUAUGGUUCGCGGAUAUGAAUCAUCAAUUCAAUGUGUCCGUGCCUUACAUUACCGUCGCCAGCACCAAUAUAAGAACUUCGAAAUUCGGUACUGUGCUUGUCGUCACCAGCAAUGAAGCCAACGGCGGCUACGUUUUGGGAUUUCGUAUGGAUUCCAUUGAGAAACUUAACUUUUUGCACAAGGAAAUAACAGCGCUUCUUGCCACUUAUAAGAGAUCUCCAAUUUUUGGAGUAGAGUACACCUUUGAGCAUCAGGCUGUAACGCAGCAGCCGGACAUUAGCGAAGAAAAUUUCAAGGAGAUUCAAGACAGUAAUGAUGAAAUCUCUCACGUGUUCGGCUUGUAUUUCUCAGAUGGUGGACAGCAACAAAGAGAACCAAAAUUCUCAAACUAUUUGGGUCUCGCUGUUGAGGAACCAAAAGAAGGCAGCACUCUGCAAACACUUUGGGAGUUACUACCAGCUAGUUAAAAGCGUGAGUUAUUGAUAUAUAGACUUUUACAUAAGGCUAGAAUAAUAUUAAAUGGAUACAUGCGCUUUCUAUGCACAGUAUUAAAUUAAAUAAUCGUGAGGUUUCUUUACGUUAUUGAAGUGAAAUAUUGCGUGACUUGAAGAUUCUCUCUAACAUCGUACAACCUUUUAAAAUAUAUGGAACGUAUUUAAAUGUUAUCGGCAAAAGGCGAUAAAUAUAGGAAGAGGACAAUGUUAAGCAAGUAAGAAAAGGAAUUAAAUUGAAUAACGCUU